This is a messenger RNA of Cetraspora pellucida, 309 nucleotides long. Lineage: Eukaryota; Fungi; Glomeromycota; Glomeromycetes; Diversisporales; Gigasporaceae. The record is from the annotation of a GenBank genome assembly.
AUGGAAAGAAAUUAUGAAGAACCUAGCUUGAUCAAUAGUGAUGAAUUCCCUUUAAGAUCAAUUGAAACAAAUAAUUCAGUUGAAGAUUAUGAGUUACAAGUAACAAAUGUGGAUGUUAUAUCGAAUAAAGAAAAAAAAUCUUUGAAUCGUAUUAAAUCAAAAGAGAGAAUAGAAAUUGAACCUAGUUUAAUUAGACAAUUUGCUUCUAAAAAUAGCAUACAACAAAGAGAACAAGCAUUAAAUGCUUCAUUCUUAUCUUUAUUAAUUAAAAACACUUCAUCUUAUAAACAACAGUCAUUUUCAUCUUAA